This is a messenger RNA of Candoia aspera, 1340 nucleotides long. RefSeq names its product angiopoietin like 5 (gene ANGPTL5). Lineage: Eukaryota; Metazoa; Chordata; Lepidosauria; Squamata; Candoiidae. The transcript has 8 exons. The record is from RefSeq and is a predicted model, not a curated record. Bases 38 to 1192 code for a protein of 384 amino acids.
AAACCUUUUGAAAAAUAUUUUUUCUUCCAACUCAGACAUGAUCUACCCCAGUGCAUCCUCACUGAUCUUCCUAAAUACAAUAUUUUUCAUUUGGGCUGAUUUAAUAUCUGAUAGUGUCAAGCCAUGUUCUGCAAUGGGCAAUUCCACAGCAACUAUGGAGCCUGCCAGUCUGGUAACAAAAAAUCUAUCCACAGACCAUUUAGAGAAGAAAAAGUGUCAUGUAUCCUGUGAUUCUCAAACUAAACUAUUAAGGGAAGAAAAACACUACAUGUGUCGGAAGUUGCAGAAUUCUCUAAUUGAAUAUGCAAGGAGUACCAAGAAAAUGAUACGGAACAUGAUGGAUGAUCACCAGUCUUCUCUAGAUUAUCUCUCCAAUCAGGUUAAUGAGCUUAUGAGCCGGGUUAUGCUUUUAAAUGCAGACCUGUCCAGAAAACCAAUUGAUGUAUUUCCCCAUCGAGCAGUCCAGUCUCAUGGUUUAGAUUGCAGUGAUAUUAAAGAUACCAUUGGUUCAGUUACAAAAACUCCAAGUGGUCUGUACAUAAUCCAUCCAGAAGGAGCAAGUUAUCCCUUUGAGGUAUUGUGUGAAAUGGAUUUUAGAGGAGGGGGAUGGACUGUGAUUCAGAAGAGAACUGAAGGAACAGUUGAUUUUCAAAGGACAUGGUCUGAAUAUUUGGAGGGAUUUGGUGACCUUUCAGGGGAAUUUUGGCUUGGCCUCCGAAAGAUCUUCCACAUAGCAAACCAGAAAACAGCCAGUUUCAUGCUUUACAUAGACUUGGAGUCUGAAGAUGACACGUAUGCGUAUGCAUCAUAUGACAGCUUUUGGUUGGAGGAUGAAGUAUGCUCCUUUAAAAUACAUUUAGGGCGUUAUUCUGGAAAUGCUGGUGAUGCAUUUCGGGGAUAUGGAAAAGAAGAUAAUCAAGAUACAUUACCUUUCAGUACAUUUGAUGUGGAUAACGAUGGUUGCAAUCCAGCCUGCUCUCUCCAAGAACAACCUGUUAAGAGCUGCAGUAACUUUAGUGAGAAAACAGGCUGGUGGUUUAACCAAUGCGGUCUUGCAAAUCUUAAUGGUCUCCACCGGUUCACAAGGAAGAUGCUGGUAUCAGGUAUCCAGUGGGACACCUGGAUGAUGGAUGACAAGCCAGUCAAAAUUAAAUCUGUGUCAAUGAAGAUCAGAAGAACAUACUACAGAUAACAGGAUAAUGUAAUUGAAAUUUGAGAAAUUAGGCUGCCUAAUAGUUCUUCGUGGUGUAAUAUGCAUAACAUUUUAGUAUAGCAAUUUAUUGAAAGGUUGGCGGCCCUUUGCACACUGCUUUACUUUGUAAUUACACUCUUCAGUACAG